This is a messenger RNA of Musa acuminata AAA Group (dessert banana), 2102 nucleotides long. RefSeq lists its product as uncharacterized. NCBI's taxonomy places the organism in Eukaryota, Viridiplantae, Streptophyta, Magnoliopsida, Zingiberales, Musaceae. The record is from RefSeq and is a predicted model, not a curated record. The transcript is spliced from 6 exons. Bases 854 to 1363 code for a protein of 169 amino acids.
GUGCUCAAAAGGAAGGGAAGCUCAAAAUGGUCGAGAAGUCACAUGGAGAGCUGUUGGAGAGGUCGGGAUCUUAAUGGAACAUGGAAAUCUGUGGUGGGGAACCCUAAAAAAGCUUACUAGGAGUUCAGGGAAAGGGCUCUGUUGUGUGUGGAGAAUGAGUGCUUUACAUGUUGAUGAAUGAGAGAGAGAGAGAGAGAGAUAAUAACUUGUGAUUUAUGUUGGUGUAACCAACCUGGGAGCCAUGGCCUCGAGGCCAACUCGGCUCGGUUCAGGUCCGGACGACGGGGAUCUCCCGGGACGUCCCUCGAACCUGCGGAGUCGGUCUGGUGCGAUGGUCCGAUCGGGACGGGGUUACCGUUUCCUCCGGGUAGGGAUUCGUUGUCCGCGCAUCUAGCGGGGAUCCUCGGCUUCGCACUUGCACAAAGGUCGGGUCGGGAAGCUCGACCCGACCCCUCCGACGAUCAAGUUAGACGAUGUGAAGGGGAUUUCAGGAGAAGAAGUGUUUUGGUGUGUGUUCUCCCUCUUUCGUUUGGAAUGCGAGUGUAUUUAUAGGGAAGCUUACUGUUGUUUGAUGUGCCCGCCUGUAGGAGGUAGGCCGGUAGCGUCUAACAUGGGCGUUGACGUGACGUGAAGAACCGCGCCUGAAUAGACAUUAAUGCGCCUCGGUUGGUGUUCCAGUUCAAUUGAUCGAGUAUAAUCACGUCGAUCGAGACGUGAGGCGUCGGCUGACGUCAGUCGAGUCAUAUCAUAACUAUAAGAGACUUAAAACUUUAUAUUUUACAUUAAUCAUCCACAGAUUUUACGUUUAGGACGGUUCAUGCAUUGGGUUUAUCCGAACGGUUCGGUCUGAAUUAUGUGGGCCGUUGGGGGACUCAAUUCCGGUCCGGCCCAUAUGACACCGAACCAACCACCAAACAUAAAAGAGGGUUCCUUCGAUCGAUCGCAACCGGAGUGCAGCAGCGGCAUGGCCGGCGACGACCAGGCGGAGGACGCGAGGAGGGAGGCAGCAUUGGCCUGUACGCCGCUCUUCCAACCCAACUUCAAGCCUUCCAAGGCCACGCAAGCACAGCUCGACAAGCUCAAGGAAUUACACAAGAAGCGCUUGCAACUCAAAGAAAAAGAAGAGGUGAAAAGAUUGAAAGGGAGCUCUCAGCGGCGCGGAAAGAUAUGUGAGGAGGACACUGAUGUCAAGAAUAGCACAAAUUCUUCAGCAAGUAGUGCUGAUGGCAGUUCAAGUGUUUCUCCAUUAGAGCAAAGGUCUUGUUUGGAUCAGAGAGCUCCCACUUUGGUGUCAAAUAAAAGAAGAAAGUUACACUGGGGCCUUGAUGCAAAGGAAAGAUGGGAAAGAAAGGCAAAUAUGUGACGAAGACACUUCAGAAACAGGAAAACUUGGUCUUGAAUGUUUGGAGUAUUGCUUUCACUAAAGUUUUCUCCUUGCCUUCCAUCUUCUCUUCUACCUUGGUCAAGAUGGCUGUAAGCCUAGGUGAUUCAUCUUCGAUUAUCUCAGCAUUCAUUGAAGACUUCUCCAUGGAUAACAUCAUAGAAUCAUGUGAGAUUAAUCAUAGAAUUCAGUCCAUUCUGAUACCAAAAUAUUAGAAUGUUAACGUGUGUUUCCCUGAUUCAAAGAAAAUAAGAAGCCUCCCAAAACCAUUUACCAGAAGACAACUAUGAAAUUGUAAUAAUUUAUCUCAAUAUUAGUAAAGGGAUCAUCCAAGCAUAGACUUAAGGUCAUUUAAACAAUUUAUGUUUUUAGCACAACUAUUAUACCAAAACCCCAAAUCUGACUAGAAAACUAACUAGUCCAAGAACUUCUAUUUCACCCAUAAAAAUAUAAAAAUAGCAUAGUGAUCAUUGCACUACAGUGUUACCACAGUACUGCCAUAGUAUCUUCCCCUCUCCUCUUCCAUGUGGGUUAAGAGAAGAUUGCCCAGCUGCCUUACCUCUUUUGGUGCAGUCCUAAUGGGAUUAGGACUCUUGUUUGACUUCCAACUUGCUCUAGUCUACUAUAGUUCUAUUGUAACUGGGUCUGGCACAAGUAUCCUUUGACCAUAUAGAACAUUUCCUAAUCUUCCAUUGCACUCUGCAUCACCUCCAGAUCAAAA